This is a messenger RNA of Pelmatolapia mariae (spotted tilapia), 3354 nucleotides long. RefSeq lists its product as uncharacterized. The record is from RefSeq and is a predicted model, not a curated record. Bases 134 to 1948 code for a protein of 604 amino acids. Lineage: Eukaryota; Metazoa; Chordata; Actinopteri; Cichliformes; Cichlidae. Gene Ontology annotation, biological process: regulation of transcription by RNA polymerase II. Gene Ontology annotation, molecular function: RNA polymerase II cis-regulatory region sequence-specific DNA binding; DNA-binding transcription factor activity, RNA polymerase II-specific. The transcript has 3 exons.
GUCGACAGCCGAGGUGUAAAAGCUGUAAAGAGUGCACUUUCUUUUAUCGUUUCCAGCCGUGCUAUCGAAAUUUAAAACUUUAAAUUCGUUGCUGUGGGUUUUGUGGCGCCAGCGGCGGCGUUAUUUUGAGUUCAUGGACAAAGACAAGUGUAGCGAUAUUCAUGGUCAGUGCUCCUGGAUGGACAUGCAUCAGUUCCUCGGUGACCUUAUCACAUCUGGAAACUCCUCAAAAAAUCCGCCAGAUGUGCUUAAUGCAGCAUGGGGCGCGGCAGGCGGUGGUGCUGCUGAUGGUGCUCUUGGGUUCAAAGCUACAUCGCUUGAGCCACUUAGACCUGUUCAGGAAAAGACGGGUGCAGGGGCAUCACAGAGGGCGAGGGAGACCAGAGACCGGAGAGAAGCUUUAGAUCUGCAUCAUGCCUGCACCUGCCCUGGCUGCCCUUUCUCCAGUCCCCCUCCUUCAUUUCAGACCCUAACAUCCAGACAGCCUCUGUCCUUGCUGCCACACUCGGAGACCAUAUCCCACCCAAAAGAUCUCAGUAUUGCUGGUCCAGUGAGCCUUAGCAUGUGUUUACCAGACUCCACCUUACCCAGCAGCACCACCACCACUACAUCUGAGCUAGAGACCGCCCUGCCCAGCCGAUCACAGAACGAGGAUGUAGACAGAGGGACUCAGAGCCAGAACCAAAACUCUGAUGUGCCUCCUUCGAGAGCGUCUUUGUCCCAUCUUUCUAUGUUUCCCCACUUGUGUUGUCACCCCGGCCUGCAAACGUGUACCCAGACACUAGGCCGCCAGGAGGGCACAGACUCCCCCUUUUCUCACACCCACGCUCACCAUCACUUUCACCACCACCACUGCCCUUUAACGUCCUGUUUACCCUGCCCCCAGCUCGCCCACUCGCACUCUGCUCGGCUCUCUGGCGCUUUUCCAUGCUUGUCUUGCCCUCACUCCUUUCAUGCCUGUAAUCAGGUGUGCCACCGCCAGCACAGGCAAGCACAGCAGCAGGAGGAGAGGGGUAGGACUUCUACAACCUUGCUGUCGUCACUGCAUCCCUGCAUGCACUGCUCCGCCUCAUUUUCUAGACCGUCCCAGCUGCUACAACACCAGCGCUCCGAGCACGCCCACAAACCAGCCGGGUUCAUUUGCACAGAGUGCGGUAGGGCCUUCAAUUCACACAGCAACCUCCGCAUACACCUCAAUGUGCACACUGGUGCACGGCCCUACUCCUGCUCCGACUGUGGGAAAAGUUUCAGCCAGUCUGGAGCGCUGAAGAUCCACAGGCGGAUUCACACAGGUGAAAAGCCAUAUUCAUGUGGCUUCUGUGGCAGAGGUUUCCCCCAUCUGGCAGGGGUGCGUGCCCACCAGAGGACGCACACGGGAGAGAAGCCCUACCGCUGCAACCAGUGUGGCAAGUGUUUCACCCAGUCAGGAGCGCUAAAGAUCCACACUCGCAUCCACACAGGAGAGAGACCCUUUAUCUGCAGCAUCUGUGGCAAGGGCUUUUCCAACCGCUCCGGGAUCCGUUUCCACUACCGCACAGUCCACGGGCUGGCGCCUGAGGUCACAGGGGAGACCGGAGGCAUGUACCGAGGACCCACAGGUCGUGCUUGUCAGCCCGGGCGCCCCAGAACUACACCUCCAACCGGCGCCGCGUUAAAUGCACCCAGCAGUCCAGGUAUCGACUCACACGCAGUUCCGAAUACUCGGGAUUCCUCAGAUUUAAUUGCUUCUCAUCCCGCCUCUACACCGAUCAGUGGGAACAAGGGAAAAUCUCAGCCAGAAGGAGCAAGAGAGGGGCUGCCGUAUGCAUGCGAAGACUGCGGCCUGCGCUUUAAAGACGCACCGUCCAGGAACAGACACCAAUCUCUGGUGCAUUACUCCCAUGAGGGAAGAGAGGAGGAGGGGCAGAGGGAAGAGUUCAGCACAGAUGCUGAAAGUGAAAGAGAGUAAAUUACUGCGGCUGGUAGAUUAUAACAGACUGAACAUCUUAUGGAAUCUGUUCUCUAAGCAAAACUGCUUUCAAAUUGGAAAUUCAGUAAUAUUGCACUCCUUUUUAAGUGUUUUUCUGAUAUUUCACACUAGGGCUGCCACGAUUAGUCGACUAGUCACGAUUACGUCGACUAUCAAAAUCGUCGACGACUGAUUUAAUAGUCGACGCGUCGUUUGAAGCUUUGUAAGACCACAAAAGCCGCAGGAAUAAGUAGUAGGAUUUAAGAGUGUAAUAACGGACUGAAACAGAAGAUGGCAGCACUGCAUGUACAAGGAUGCCAGCUGCCGUUAAACCCCGAAGAAGAAGAAGUAGCUCUAUCCCAGAAUUCAUAGCGCAGCCCAGCUCAGUUUCCAACAAUGGCGGCAGCUAGUUAGUUUUAAUAUUACUCUUAUUAUUCUUUCUGGGUCACAAAAUAAACGUUUAACAUAUUUUCAGGCGAGAAUGUAGCUGUGUAAACCUCAAAUAUCUGCUCAGUUUAUCAAGACACCACAUAUUUUCAAAAGCGCUCCGACGUUUUCGGAGACGUCUGUUACCCACUAGCUCGAUAGCUAGCCGGGGGCAAGGCUCACUAGAGCCCGUGAGAACACAGGACUCCCGGCAAAUCGUUUUCAAACCCACCGCCGUCUUUCGCUACUCAGGUUAAAAGUGAUAUAUAAGUCACUUAGAUAACUUAAAAAUGUUAUUGUUUGGCUUUUUUUAGUAUUUUAUUUGUUCCUGAGUAAAUCGGUUUGGCUGAGAUUAAAGUUAUAGUUUUUACACAGCUGAAUAAACGUCAAGCAGACAACUGAUUAUCAGAAGUGUGAGAUGCUGGAGAAUAUACUCCGGUGUCCUGUUACAUUUUAGAUAGCAAGGAGCAGACGGCUGAGUUUAUUAAACUUCACCUAAACAAUCUGCAAAUUUCAUUAAAAUUUAAUAAACUAUCAUCUUGUCUUUAUUUUUAGUUAGCACAUACCUGAAACACUUAAAGCUGUAAGCUAAUGAUAGUUAUAUAAGAGCAGAUGCUGCUGGUGCAAUAAGCUGUACGUUUUACGUCCAAUGGAUGCAUGACCUGAUUAGUCGACUAAUCGCGAAAAUAAUCGGUGACUAGUCGACUAUCAAAAUAAUCGUUUGUGGCAGCCCUAUUUCACACUAAGAUUGUGCUGAAACUCAACGCUAAACCUUUUCUAUUUAAACACAACCACAGUUUACUUUUAUAAUUCAUGUAUUUUUUUUUCUAUUAUCCAUCAGCUUUUCAGUCCUGAUGUAUGUGAGUGAAGUGUCGUGUAUGUACAGAUUUACCCGUUACAUUUUAGCAGUCCUUUAUAUAUCCAGGUUAAAAAAAAAAUCUAAUUUCCACGAGAGCCUGAUGUCCAUCCAUCACACACAC